GGAGGACGGUGCUUCGGGCCUGAAGCACGAGGUGUGUGGAGGCGAGCGGCACGGAGCAGCGACGAGCGGAAAGGGGUGAUGCUUCCGGGGCCGGGUGCACGGCGCUGCCGGGGUCUGCGGGCCGCGGGGAAGGGAACUCGGGGAAGCGAGAGGAGGGAGGCGCCGCGCGGGGACUGGGCGAGGCUGCUCGCAGCGCCGCUGCCCCUAGAGGAAACGAGCUGCAGCGCUCUGAAAUCCCAGCUUUGGGCGGGUUUUUCAAACCGGCGGCCGUUGUCGCUGGCCGGGGAUCGGCCAUGUUCCUUUCCCCUCCCCUGGCAUAGUCAGCCCGGGCCCUCAGCCCUCUCCUCGCGUCCGCCCCGAAGAGACGCGGCCGCUUGCCCAGGCCGCCCCCGUGACAGCUCGCGGGGUCGCUCGCUUUGCCUCCGGCAGCGGGAUCGUGGUCGCCGCUGGCACGUCCGAGGGGGUGACCUGCAGCGCCUCUGAGCCACGGUGGCCGCAGCCGGCCGCAGCGGGGGGGCCGUGCCUGCCUCCCCUGGGGCCAGUGGCUCGCCCGGCCCCGGGCCCGUGUGUAGCGUGCCCUAGCCCGGCCUUUCACUUCUGAUCGUCUCCCUGAUCUUCCCCAACCCGCCCGGCCUCCCACGCUCUCUGUCUCCGCUCCCGCCAUGAGCCGGGAAGGCUCCCAAGAAAUACUUCACUUCCUGAUGCCUUUUGUAAUUGAAGUGGAGAAUGUUUAGUCCUGUGACUGCUGGAACGCUGUCAUUGCUCAUCAUGUUGAGUAAUCCAGAAUCGCUGCAGGCAUACAGGAAGCCUUCAUGUAAAACUCAAGGCACCCCUUAUUAGGCUGAAGACACCCUUCAGAAACUAAGACGAAUCUGCGAGAAUGGUCCGCUUGAAAUUCUGACUCUUGUCUGACUCAGGGGGAGAAGACAGCCAAAGGCAGAAACGGUAUACUUUAAAGCAAUUUGUAUACCAGUGAAAAAACUGAACUGUGAUAGGUGCUAACAGACUUUCAGUUGUCAUCUUCGUAAACCAGGUUAGUCCUCUCAUGGGAAGCAGUGAAUAAGCUCUCUCUACUAGGCCGUGAGGAGUCAUAUGUCCCAUUUCCCCUUGUGGCCCUGCUUCCCCGUGCCUUCUAGGAUAUGCCUUGGUAUCUUUUGAGAAGUUAGCCCCAAGGUACUCAGAAGUCUCAGGUUGUCAUUCCUCUAGAUACUAGUCAGGCUAGAAGACCACUCCAACGGUUCUGAAGAUCUUCCAUGCCAUGCAAAGAUACAGCAUGGAUGCCUCCCACCUAGAGCUCCUCCAGGCACUGAAUGCUCAACGCCGUCAGGUCCUUAUAAUGUACUUGGACUCACGGCGACGAGUCCGUAAUCUCCUCAUGACUCUCACCAGCCUGAUCACCCAACUGUGUGACUUGCUUUUCCAAAGCCAUGUUAGCGAGGCUGCAAUGUCAGAAGCUCUCACAAGGAGAACAUUCGAACUGUAUGGCAUGCUCUCAGCAGGUGACUGCGACUUGCCAGAAGAAGAUGAUAUUGAGGACACGAACAAGGAUGGCCUGCUUUGGGAACGUCUUCAGACUGUUGACCGUCGGUUCUGGGUACAGGAGAAAAGUGUAGACUGGUGGGAGAGGAUAGUGCUGCAGACAUGGGGUGAUCAACAGUGGCGUGAAAACUUUAGGAUGACAAAGGCCACAUUCCUAGAGAUCUGUGCAGAGCUGACUCCAGAGCUGAGGAGGCAAACGACCAACAUGCGAGUCCCUUUGAGUGUUGAAAAGCGGGUGGCAAUUGCCAUUUGGAAACUCGCAACCCCCAACUGCCAAAGGUCUGUGGCCAACCAGUUUGGCGUGGGCAAAUCCACUGCUGGAUCAGCUAUUCGUGAGGUGUGCACAGCCAUCAGGAAGGUGCUUGCCCCACGUUUCCUCGGGCUUUUCAAUCCCCAGGAAGUCAUCAAUGGAUUUGCCCACAUGGGGUUCCCGAAUUGCAUUGGUGUGAUCAACAGCAUACACAUCCCCAUCCUUUGCCCUCCCCACCGUAGCUCAGAGUAUAUGAACAGAAAGGGCUUCUUUUCUAUUGGGCUGCAGGGCCUUGUGGAUCACUGUGGGAGAUUCACACAUAUCACUGCUGGAUGGUCUGGCAAAAUGCAUGACGCUAGGGUCUUCCGUAAUUCCAGCCUUGUCCCCCUGAUGAGGAGGGGAGAUUUUGCCGGGGAUGCUUCCAGCAUUGAAAUCAAUGGAGUGACAAUCCCCCCACUGAUUAUUGGUAACCCAGCUUACCCCCUCCUACCAUGGCUCAUGAAGCCAUUCAUAGGGUACCUGGACCCCCGGAAAGAACUUUUCAAUCAUCGGCUAAGCAACUGCUGGCUGAUGGUAGAACAUGCAUUUGGACGCCUCAGGGCCAGGUGGAGAGCCCUCAAUGUCCGCUUGGAUGCGUCCGAACGUUACCUUUCCAGCAUGGUGGUGGCCUGCUGCAUCCUACACAACAUCUGUGAGACAAGGGGUGAGACUCUAGGGGUUGGGUGGGUGAUGGAGGCUGAAAGACUUUCUCAGCGUUAUGAGCAGCCAGAGCCAGUACUUCUUGAAAACUACAGCCAGCAGGGGACUCUUGUCAGGGAGGCAUUGGCAGACUACUUUGAGCAGGAAGAAGGGGCUCAGGAAUGAGGUAGGGCCAUUGCUGUUCUAAUGCAUGUUGUAAGAGGGUAUGUUCAUUAAAACCUGCUGAAUAGAAAUGGUUGGUUUUAUUUAAUAAUUAAGCCCGUAAUAAACCAUUUAAAAUAAUGGGAAAUAAUUAGGGGAAAAGGAAACUAUAUACAUAGGAAGCCACAUAGAAUCAGUGGCGUAGCUGCCACUCACCACAGGUCAUUUGCACGAGAACUCUGCAGCAGCAGGCCACAACGGGGUUUGAAAGAAUCAAAUAUGAUCUUCCAAAGGCUGCUGUCACCCCCACCACUAUGGGAGGUGGCAUGUGUGGGACAAGGUUGUUGAGGGUGCAUAGGGAAUCUUGAGGGAAUUCCAGCAGCCAAGGAGAGGACAAAGCGCUGCCUUUCUGGACUCUGGCAGAUGAAGAGCCUGGGAAAUGUAGACUUGCACCUUCCUCUCCCCCAGAUUCUUCCAGAGAAGUUCAGUGUCCCCUUUUGCCAGAGCAAUAGCACCCCUCUCCUCCAGGAAUCCUUUAUGACCAAAGGCUACCAGCUCUUCCAGCCUGGAGGAUGGCCAUGCAAUAGUGCUCCAUCUUGGAGGGUCACUCCUCCCCCACACUGGCCCUCCUCUCAGGGGAUCCUUCUCUUUCCCCUCCACCCUAAGCCUUGCUUCAAACUAAGACUCUUUAGUAACCUUAGCUGCCAGACCUAAAGGGACAUAAUCUGGCAGCUUGAGGCCCUGUUCUAGUCAUGGCCAAAGUGAAAGGUGGCUGCUGAGGCAGGGGGAAAAAGAAAAAGGCAUAUUCCAGGGUGGUACUACCAAGGCAGUGUUCCUGACCUGUCAUUGCUGAGAUCCCUACUUUGAGACCUGUCUAUUCCAUGCAUCUUGGGCUGCUCAGAUCAGCUCCUGACUGACGAUGUUCUUUCCUCCCCACCUUUCUUGAAAUGAAAAUCAUGGAGCCCCAUAUUCACCCAAGGCACUUCGCCCUGCUUAACUCAGUGCUUCAUGCCUGGGAGUCCUCUAUGCAGCUCUCAUGGCUUUGGCAUGCAAUGGCCCAGAACAGCUCUUUUCCCCCCAAAGCAAGUGUACCUCAAAGGCUAACAUCUAGCCUACUCAAUGCAAGGUACUCCUCUAGGACAUAAAGUGGCAGAGGAGAAGAGUAGCUCCCCUUCUCCAUCUCAGUGGAUGGAAAGGGGGAACGCCCCCCCCAGCCUUGCUUCAAGAGUUGGGCUUGCUGAUGGGAGAAUCCUUUCACAAGCCUAUGGUGGUGCUUGCAAUACAACCCUGGCUGGAUGUUGCCAUAGAAAGAAGCUUUAGCCAUGGAGGGGACUCCUGGGAAGGUGGCAGCCUGCUGGGUAUAUUAGGCAAAAUAAGGCUUCUCCUAGGAGGACUUGUCAUUUCAGAAGGUGAUUUAGCCAAGCCACGAGAGAUGUUUCUGCUUCUGCUUAUUCAUUCCUGCACCCUUGCUCCAAAUCCUUGCCCAGUACUUUUUCUUCUGGAGCACUGUAAUUCAUGAGUUCAGAUCCACUGGUGUGCUGGCUCAGGUUUUGCUUAGUUGCACAGAGACUUGUUUCUUUGUGGCCUGUUUAUAUUACCUGUUUUUGAGCUCUCCCUUGGCACUUAGCUGACUUGUAACUUUGGUUUCACCAUUUACCUUGGUCCAUAUGUUUGACUUCUCCUUGUUAAAUACUUUAUGUAUUGGUUCUAAUUUCAGUUUGUACAUAGUUUAUUUAUUGUUACUUUCUGUGCCUUGUAUAUACUUUAUUUAUUAUUUGAUUUUUGCCCUUUAUAUAGUUUAUGUCUUGGUACAUUUGCACUCUGGGUCAGAAGUUUUCUCAUCAUUUUUCAGGCCUGGAGUUUUGUGCGUGCAUGCAUGUGCAUGUGUGUGCAUGCAUCUUCAUUUACACUCUCAGCCUUUCAUUUCCAUGUGCCCCUUUCUAUUCUCCCAGCUCCAUGUUUCCCUCAUUGUUUGUUUAAAUCAUGUUAAAUGUUCGAUAAAGUUCACACAC
Molecule: messenger RNA, 4641 nt
Organism: Alligator sinensis (Chinese alligator)
Lineage: Eukaryota; Metazoa; Chordata; Crocodylia; Alligatoridae
Product: protein ANTAGONIST OF LIKE HETEROCHROMATIN PROTEIN 1-like
Exons: 5
Coding region: 1259-2653 (464 amino acids)
Source: RefSeq, a predicted model, not a curated record